AUGCAGGCAACUGAAGAUUAUAGAUGGGACGAAACCGAUCUACUAGGAGUAACGAAAUGUGUUGAUAUGGCAAUGCGUUGUGUGGAGGACGACAGAGACAAUAGACCUUCUACAGAGGACAUUAUCAGUGAGCUCAAGGAACUAGACUCAAAGAUAGACGAGAUGUUAAAGAAAGAUCCUAAACCUCUUACAGGCCAGCUGAAGAGGCACAAGCACCAUGCCGACGAAUUGGAAGUGGUGGAUCAGAACAGAAGUUUCAAUGAUUUGAGAAGAGAUAUUGUGGUGGACCCUUGCCUAGAGCUCCGCUUCCCCUUCCAGCCAAAGAAGGACAUAUCGUGCUGCCUGCAGCUCACCAACAAGGCAGCGGCCAGCUUUGUUGCCUUCAGUAUAAACACCAACGUAAACAAGUACCGCUCACUGCCAAACAAAGGGAUUUUAGCUCCAUGUUCUAAGUGCUACAUCACCCUAACCUUGCGAGCGCAGCAGGAGUCACUGCCAAAUAUGCAGUGUGUUGAUGUGUUGGUUGUGCAGGGCAUAAGAGUGAGCGAGAACUUCACGUCUGAUGAAAUCACUCAAGACUUCCUGGCAAAUGCCGGCGCUCUGGAUGAGGUGAUGUUGCCCAUUGUCUAUGUUGCAUUGGACCACCAUCCUCUCUCUCAAUAG
Triticum turgidum subsp. durum (durum wheat) is the source of this 663-nucleotide messenger RNA. The record is from the annotation of a GenBank genome assembly. NCBI's taxonomy places the organism in Eukaryota, Viridiplantae, Streptophyta, Magnoliopsida, Poales, Poaceae.